GAACGGAUUUCUUCUUAACGAGUUUUAUCUUUUCCGUGUGGAACCGAAAUUUACCUUUGCGGAAGCUCCGGUACCUGAUCGGAGAUCGGUGUUUAGUUCGUCUUCCUACAUGAUUUCGUCGACAGUGCGAAGUGGGGUGCUGGUGAUCGGAAUAAAUUUGACUAGUGAUCAUGACGACGGUGAUUUCGGUGACGAUAGUUUGUUGUGCAUUCGCAGUUGCCUGUAGUGGGUUUCUGUUUCCAAGUGAAGUUCCGGAUGUUCACAUUGACAGGAUCAAAAACUUUGACAGGUGGCCUCAGUACAGAGAAAGACAAGUUGCUGCGGGAAACUAUCGAAAAUGUAUGACCCCAACGCGCAAACGUGGCCUCUGCAGUUCCAUUUACGAUUGCAGCAGCAUGCUGUCCUUUUUCGGUGAUCGUCUGUUGACUUGGGAGGAGCGGGACUUUUUGAAACUGUCCGCCUGUACCGGUGCCGCCAGCGGUCAGCAACCGUUCGUUUGCUGUCCGGACAAAGCCGUACGGCAUGGGCCGGGUGAUACGAUUCAAACGCCACCCCCACCACCGGAGAUCCCAUCGGCGGUAACUCCACUGCAGCCGGAAAAUCGUGCCCACGUUACCGGCGGAGUGCUGCCGAACCCGAGGGCCAACGAGUGCGGGGUCAGCAUCGGAAUGCGAAUCUACGGCGGCGAGAAUGCCGACAUCGACGAGUUUCCCUGGUUGGCCAUGUUGCAGUUCGAAAAUUUCCGCGGAGAACGAAAAUUCAGCUGCGGCGGAUCGUUGAUCAACAAUCGGUACGUGCUGACGGCGGCACACUGCGUGGUGGGUGAGGUCGAGCGGAAGGAAGGCAAUUUAGUUAGUGUCCGGCUGGGAGAGUACGACACCACGACGGAUGUCGACUGUAUCGAACAGGACGGCGAACGUAUCUGUGCCGAUCCGCCGAUUGAUGUUCCGGUGGAGGAGAAACUGCCCCAUCCGGAGUACAGCGAGCUGACCAAGUUGAAUGAUAUUGCACUGCUGCGGUUGAAUCGGGACAUUCUCUAUACGGACUUUAUUCAACCGAUUUGCCUCCCGUUGGCAGAUUUCCGGAGUUCGACCGCUGGAGAUGUUAAUUUUGUGACAGGAUUUGGACGGACGUUGAAGGGCAGCCGCAGCCCGAUCAAGCAGAAGCUUGGCAUCAAGGUGUACGAUCAGGAUCGGUGUCGGGCUAAAUUCGCCACCAAGAAGGCGGACAUCACGGCCAACCAGCUGUGUGCCGGCGGUGACUUCGCCAAAGAUUCCUGCCACGGAGAUUCGGGUGGUCCGCUGAUGAAACUGCAGAAAGUCUGGACCCUGGAGGGAGUGGUUUCGUUCGGCAACCGGUGCGGCCUGGAGGACUGGCCCGGAGUGUACACCCGGGUACCGGCGUACAUGGACUGGAUCCGGACGACGAUCCGGAAUUAAGAGAGCGUAUUGAUUUUUUCCUGUAUGUGAGUGUGUGAUGAAAAUAAAACCAAACCCCGUUCGAAUAAAA
Molecule: messenger RNA, 1509 nt
Organism: Malaya genurostris
Lineage: Eukaryota; Metazoa; Arthropoda; Insecta; Diptera; Culicidae
Product: CLIP domain-containing serine protease B9-like
Exons: 4
Coding region: 171-1439 (422 amino acids)
Biological process (GO): proteolysis
Molecular function (GO): serine-type endopeptidase activity
Source: RefSeq, a predicted model, not a curated record